Messenger RNA from Neltuma alba, 1509 nucleotides. Its product is annotated as 24-methylenesterol C-methyltransferase 2. The transcript has a single exon. Gene Ontology annotation, molecular function: S-adenosylmethionine-dependent methyltransferase activity. The coding region runs from base 191 to 1276 and encodes 361 amino acids. The record is from RefSeq and is a predicted model, not a curated record. NCBI's taxonomy places the organism in Eukaryota, Viridiplantae, Streptophyta, Magnoliopsida, Fabales, Fabaceae. Gene Ontology annotation, biological process: steroid biosynthetic process.
UGGUGCCGUAACGCAGGGAAGCAGUAAAUUAGGGUGUGUUCGUGAGAACUGAGAAGGGAUCAAGGGUGGGCCGAUUCACGCGGGAUGCACGUGCACUCAUCACCCCGUACUUCUACUACUAACCCUCCCUCCCCACACCAACACACAUUCUAACCCCAAAUUCUCUGCCUUCUCUGCUCCUCUUCCCUACAUGGACUCCCUCGCUCUCUUCUGUACCGGCGCUCUCCUCGCCGGCGGCCUCUACUGGUUCGUCUGCAUUCUCGGCCCUGCCGAACAAAAGGGUAAACGCGCCGUCGAUCUAUCUGGUGGCUCCAUCUCCGCCGAGAAAGUCCAAGAUAAAUAUAAACAGUACUGGUCCUUCUUCCGCCGCCCAAAGGAGAUCGAAACCGCCGAGAAAGUCCCCGACUUUGUUGAUACUUUCUACAAUUUAGUCACCGAUAUUUACGAGUGGGGCUGGGGCCAGUCCUUCCACUUCUCUCCCUCCAUCCCCGGUAAAUCCCAUCGCGAUGCCACGCGGCUCCACGAGCAGAUGGCCGUUGAUCUCAUCGAUGUCAAACCCGGCGAUCGAAUUCUGGACGUUGGAUGCGGUGUGGGUGGGCCCAUGCGAGCUAUCGCCGCCCACUCGCGUGCCAAAGUCGUUGGCAUCACCAUCAACGAGUACCAAGUGAAUCGCGCCCGGUUGCAUAACAAGAAGGCGGGACUGGACUCUCUAUGCGAGGUUGUGUGCGGCAAUUUCCUGGAGAUGCCCUUCGACGAUAACAGCUUCGACGGCGCGUACUCUAUCGAGGCAACAUGUCACGCGCCGAAGCUGGAGGAGGUAUACGCAGAAAUCUAUCGGGUGCUGAAGCCGGGGGCUCUCUAUGUUUCCUACGAAUGGGUGACGACGGACAAGUACAGAGCGGAGAACCCCGAGCACGUCGAGAUAAUACAAGGGAUUGAGAGAGGGGAUGCUCUGCCGGGGCUGAGAGGCCACGCGGACAUCGCAGAGACGGCGCGUAAGGUGGGGUUCGAGGUGGUGAAGGAGCGGGAUCUAGCGAAGCCACCGGCCCAGCCGUGGUGGGCGAGGCUGAAGAUGGGGAGGAUUGCGUACUGGCGAAACCACAUUGUCAUCACGCUGCUGGCCGCAUUGGGAAUAGCACCCCAAGGAACUGUGGACGUUCAUGAGAUGCUAUUCAAGACGGCCGACUAUUUGACCAGAGGGGGCGAGACCGGAAUUUUCUCCCCUAUGCACAUGGUCCUCUGCAGAAAGCCCCGCUCCCCCGGUUCCCAGUCCUGAUGAGGUAAACCCAUCAUUCGCCCAGCCCUAUUCUAGCUUUUCGCCCUUUUUUUUUUUUUUUUCAUUUUAAAUUAUUACUAUGACGAACUCGGUGUAAUUUUGUUCUUGGAAUUUGUACUUUAGAUUCCGAAAUUUUCUGCUCAAGCGGUAUAGUGUUAAUUGCAAUGUCUGUUAUUGGAUCCUAGUUAGCAGAAAGAAAGGAUGAUAAGGAGAGUUUGGAAUUUGUUUUAAAA